Molecule: messenger RNA, 3906 nt
Organism: Chinchilla lanigera (long-tailed chinchilla)
Lineage: Eukaryota; Metazoa; Chordata; Mammalia; Rodentia; Chinchillidae
Gene: Mtbp
Product: MDM2 binding protein
Exons: 22
Coding region: 191-2908 (905 amino acids)
Biological process (GO): regulation of protein ubiquitination; protein localization to kinetochore; traversing start control point of mitotic cell cycle
Cellular component (GO): kinetochore
Source: RefSeq, a predicted model, not a curated record
UUUUAUCCUGAAAGGAGGAAAUAAUGGCGUUAUCGAGAGGAUCAUGCCCGAGAAGAAUUUCCUAAAGUUCCUGGAAACCUACAUAAGACAGACCGUGGACACAAUUUCCAGCCGAACUAAGCGGAAGGAAACCGGAAGUGCCUCAGAGGCGCGGCUGUUUUGAGACCUGAAAGUAACUUUGAGCCGGGAGAUGGAUCGGUACUUGCUGCUGGCGAUCUGGGGUGAAGGAAAGUUUCCAUCGACGGCCAGUGAGCAAGCAGAACAUGGAUCAGAGGUGUCAACGGGUGACUGUACCGAGAAACAGCCUGACUUCAUGGCAGCAAAUGUUUAUCAUCUCCUAAAAAGAAGCAUUGGUGCUUCCAUCAACCCAGAUGAUAGUACUUUCCCUGCCUGUUCAGUGGGUGGCGUUCCUGGCUCCAAGAAGUGGUUCUUUGCCGUGCAGACGAUUUCCAGCUUUUACCAGUUUUGUAGCUCUGAUUGGCAAGAGAUACAUUUUGAUGCAGAAAAAGAUAAGAUUGAAGAUGUUCUUCAAACAAAUACUGAAGAAUGUUUGAGUGCCGUUGAGUGUUUUGAGGAAGAAGACGGUCACAGUAGGGAGUCCUUCUCCUUGGCUGAGCUAUAUGAAGAAUCUGCAGAAAAUUUGCAUCAGUUAUCAGACAAGCUUCCUGCUCCCGGUAGAGCAAUGAUAGACAUAAUCCUGUUGCCCUCUGACAAAGAUCCUCCUAAAUUGAAAGACUGUUUACCUGCUGUCGGAGCAUUAAAACAUCUGAGAGAAUGGCAUUCAGCAAAAAUUACUAUGGCAGGAAAUCACUGUGGAUCAAACUGUCAGAAGAUUGCAGAAUACCUUUCUGCUAAUGUUGUAUCUUUAGAAGAGCUCGGAAAUGUAAUUGACUCAAAGGAAUUGUGGAGGGGAAAGAUUCAGAUAUGGGAAAGAAAGUUUGGAUUUGAAGUUAGUUUUCCUGAAUUUUGUUUAAAGGGAGUCACACCUGUGAAUUUCAGUACAUCUCAUUGGAAUACUUGCUUUCUUGCCAAAAAGAUAGCACCAUCAAAGGAUAAAGAUAUUUUGCCAAAGGUUUUCCAUUACUAUGGCCCUGCCCUGCAGUUUGUGCAGAUGGUAAACUUAUCAGAGCUACCCUCCUGCUACGUGUCGGACCUUGAAUUCGAGUUAGGGCUGCCGGAAAACAGCAGGCAGAACUCCACGCUGCUGCUGGAGCAGAUCUCCUCUUUGUGUUGCAAGGUUGGCGCUCUUUUUGCACUGCCGUGUAUUGUUAGCAACGUGUUCAUCCCGCCUCCCAGCCAGCUCAGCUCGAGAAAAUGGAAGGAGUACAUCGCCAAAAAGCCGAAGACGGUCAGUGCGCCCGCUGUGGACGUGAGAGGAGAACAAGCCGGCUACUACCUCCUGGUGCGCGGCGCGGCGGGGGGCCGGUGCAGAGCCACCCUGCUGCACUCCGCCGGCCAGAUCAACGGUGCCUUCGCGCUUGGCUUCAUGCACGGGAGGAUGAAAGCCCAGGCAGCGGACGCCGGGCCGCGUAAGUGUGAGCUCCCUGCGCCGGGCCUCGCUCUGAAACAAAUCACUGGCUUGAAAUUGAUACAAAGAUUAGAGGCUUGGGAAAAAGUCUUACGGUUAAUUAGAUUGAUUUGUCUUGCAGAAAGGAGGAAGUUGGCAAAGGAGCCUGCAGCGUUUUCUGCUGAUGAACUCAAAAGUCUGUUACGACUCACCAGGGAGCGCUUUCUUCAUCAUUUUGAUGCUCUUACUCCUGAAACGGCUCUAAGACAGAUCGACAAAAUUAAAACCUCAGCUAUGUUAAAUGCUGCCACUCGAGGAGAACCUGACUCUUCAAGUCUAGUGGAAACCAGUUCUUUGGAAUGGCCAGAAAAGCAUGUUCUUCAAAAUUUGGAAACUUUUGGAAAAGCUAGACAAAAACUGAGAGCCGGCUCGUUGCCUCAGUCCUCGGAGCAGCUGCUGGGCCAUAAAGAGGGCCCCCGAGAUGCGGUCCUGUUGCUGGAUGCUAAGGAGCUGCUCAAGUACUUUACCUCUGAUGGACUGCCUGUGGGAGACCUCCAGCCUUUGCCCCUGCAGAAGGGGGACAAGACUUUUGUUUUGACACCAGAACUUAGUCCUGGGAAACUUCGGGUCUUACCUUUUGAGAAAGCCUCAGUGUGUCAUUAUCAUGGAAUUGAAUAUUGCCUGGACGACCGGAAGGCUUUAGAGAGAGACGGGGGAUUUUCAGAACUGCAGUCUCGGCUCAUUCGGUACGAAACGCACACGACCUGCACCAGGGACGGACUCCCCGGGCCCGCCGUGCUGAGCCCGGCGCCGUCGCCUGCGGUUCUGGAGCCCGGGAGCGGGCCCGACGGGGAGGCGCUGCAGAGCGAGCUCGGAACCGAAGCGGCCCGCCUGAAGCGGAGGUCCAGGGGCCAGAGCUGCCCCCGUCCCCCCAAAAGGCCCGUGAAAUCGGACAGCUCAGAUUCGCUUCCGCUGCAGCCACGCGGCAGCAGUCGGCGUCCUGCGGUGACGUCAGGGAAACCACAGCCGAAGCAGCCGUCAGCCGUGACGCACCCUGCGGUUCCAGUUCCUGGCGGCGAAGCCCCGGAAGUCGUGAGAAGGGGCGGUUCUGGUCAGAGCAGCACGCGCCAAUCGAAACCAUCGAGGCGCACGAAGGAGUCAAGGUCCCAGAAGCACACUCGGAUGCUGAGGGAGGUGGUGGUCGAGUCCCUGAGGAAGCAUCGUAUCACGGAGGCCCACGAGUGCUUCCCUGCGUGCAGCCAGCGGCUCUUUGAGAUCUCCAAGUGCUACCUGAAGGAUCUUAAAACUUCAAGGGGACUAUCAGAAGAAAUGAAGAAAACAGCAAACAACAAUGUCGUACAGGUAAUUGAAUGGGUCUUGGAAAAAGCAAGCAAGAAAUGAUACAGAAUCAUUCUCUUUUGGACAAGAAUAAGUCGUCUUGUUACUGCUUACUGUUUUAUUCCUUAGCUUGAAAAUUAGAAACAAAUUUUAAAUUUUUUCAGAUAAUAGGUGUUAAUAUUUCUAAUGCAUUUUGUAAGUAUUCUGUAUUUACAUAGUUUUGGUAAUGCUCAAUUAAUGUAUUUUUAAAUAUGUAUAUAUUUUAUACAGUUUACUAUAUUUUAAUUUUUAAAAUUAUCUCUUUUAAAAUUUUUACUCUUACCAUCUUAAUUAUGACAAUAAAGAGAAGUAUUUCCUUAAAGCUGGGUGACAGGUCUCCGUUGUCGGGGCUGCUUCCACUCCUGAGUCGUAAAUGGGGUAUUGCCGCCGCUUUCCCCGUGUUCCCACAGCAUCGUUUAUUGGGCCUCUUCCAGUUGACAAAUACUGCCACAAAACAUUCACCCAGGCCCCUGCCCUGGAGCCACCACUUUUAUAGCUACUAAUGUUUACUUAGGAUCAAAAAGUGGGAAACAAAAAGGCAAAUACUGUGAAAGCAAGACUGAUGAAAAUGACCCUGAGUACAGAUUGGAUGAAAAACAUCUUUCCCUCAGUAGACAAUCUGGAAUCCUCUUUGAAAAACUGGGAAAAUAAAGCCGACUUCACCAGGCUCGUGGAAGAUGCUAGUCAUGGCUAGCUUUGUGCUGAGCAUAAUGCUAAGAGCUGUACCUGAGUACCUCACAGGGGCCCUGUGAGGUAGGUGCGUCCCAUUUUUAUAGAGAAGAAGGUGAAGCACAGCAAGGUUGGUAUGAACAGUGUUACCUGACUCAGGCGUGGAAGGGAAAAUGCACACUUUGAUUUUUGUUGAACCUCUCGCUACCUGGUCAGUCCUAAAUUCUGCCAGCGUCAGCUUAUACAUCGUUUUGUUUUUAUUCCUUUCUUCCAAGGAUCUUGGUUUCCUACCAUACUUCCCAUUUAUGGAUUAAGACAAGUUGUAAGACUGAUACCACUGAACAAUAUUUAAG